AUUUAUCAAACAAACAGAAACGCUAAACCCACACCCAAACCCCCCUGUAAACGACGAUAGGGUUUUCUUUCCCAGACUCCGGAAGCAAUGGCGUCUGCUCUCAAUCUCAUCACGCUUCCACAGCCUUUAACUUCUUCUUUCCCUCACUGGAGAACGCUAGGUGGGCGUAAGAGUUCCUUGAGAGUCGCUGCAAUUGCGAAGAAAUUUGAGCCUACAAAGGUUGUUCCGCAAGCUGAUAGGGUCCUCAUUCGUCUGGAGGACCUACCCGAGAAAUCAGCUGGUGGAAUAUUGCUACCCAAAUCAGCUGUUAAAUUUGAACGCUACCUUAUGGGGGAGAUUCUAUCUGUCGGUGCUGAGGUGGGGGAAGUUGAGGCUGGGAAGAAGGUUCUUUUCUCUGACAUAAAUGCUUAUGAGGUGGAUUUGGGGACGGAGACCAAACAUUGCUUCUGUAAGGCUGGUGAUCUACUGGCUGUGGUUGAGUAAAGGUUCCAAGUCUCUGGAGAUUAUCCAGCAGAUGUGAUUGUUUGUGAACCAGUCUAGUUUGCCAACUUGGUUGGAAGUGAUAUUGCUUCCAAGGUUCGUACUCAUUUAUUUGUGCAACAGUUAAAAUUUUGAUGAUCACCGACGUUUUUCUGAUGGCAUAAAUUGUUCUUUUUA
This is a messenger RNA of Diospyros lotus (date-plum), 657 nucleotides long. Its product is annotated as 10 kDa chaperonin 1, chloroplastic. Bases 88 to 483 code for a protein of 131 amino acids. Gene Ontology annotation, cellular component: mitochondrial matrix. The record is from RefSeq and is a predicted model, not a curated record. Gene Ontology annotation, molecular function: protein-folding chaperone binding; metal ion binding; protein folding chaperone. The transcript has 7 exons. NCBI's taxonomy places the organism in Eukaryota, Viridiplantae, Streptophyta, Magnoliopsida, Ericales, Ebenaceae.